Messenger RNA from Pocillopora meandrina, 8399 nucleotides. The record is from the annotation of a GenBank genome assembly. NCBI's taxonomy places the organism in Eukaryota, Metazoa, Cnidaria, Anthozoa, Scleractinia, Pocilloporidae.
GAAGUGACAAACUCUCCUGGAAAUAAAGUAACUAAAAAAAAUAUGGAACGCACUUUCCUCACUGUUACUGAUUUGGAGGAAGUCAUCGGAAAUUAUGCUCAAAAUCGCCUUAAUCAAACCGUACCUGAGAUUGACAUCCGUGGUGAACAUGCAGGUGAGUAGAUCUUAAAAGCUGAUUUGGAAGUUUUCUUGAUUUCUAAUUCGGAGUUCAGGAUGAAUACAUGCAUCAUCCGUGGCAUAUUUUAGAAACAUCUGCUAACACUACAACUUUUUAGACGUUUUGCGAGGUAUGAAACGCCUUGGAUCUCUUUUAUGGCAGUUUAUAUCAGCAGAUUCUUAUCGCUCAUCAGUUAUCUCCAAUUCCCAAGAAUUCUUUCUAUUUUCCAUGUGUUCUUCAAUAUCGCCAUGGUCAAGAACAAGCUAUGAGGAAUUGAAAAAAAAAAUGAAUAGGACGAAUAAAUAAAUUAAGAAAAUGAAAAACCCUUCGAAUAUAUGUUAGUAACAAUGAUCAAUAGCACUUUAUGUAACAUUUGAAUCGAGAACGCUCCUUUGAAUGAUGAUCCUUGCAAACUACUUGCAUUUACUACCUCUAAGUGAUGGUUCCUCAGCCUUUUUGUCCCAAAACUUUUGAGGCCGACAAUUUGUGACUGUUACGAAAGCAUCUGAAUUUAUUUUGGCCCCCCCUUAAAAUAAGUCGCUGUUUUGCUUUUAGAUAUAUUGGUCAGGAAGAUUUUCCACGAAAAUGAGACUGGAGUACAAUUUGAGGAUGAUAAAGGAGAAAACUACGUCAGCCUUCCUGUUACAGGCUUCGAUAAAGGUUGGAGAGCUAUAUUUUUCACUUUUUUAGAUAAUGAUAUAUCUUUUCGUCGUAUUAUUCAAAUUAUUUUAGCGAUUGUUAGUGUUCUUGGUCAAAGGGGGGCUGGGUUUCAAGUACUAAAGAAAAUUCUAGCUGAAUGGCUGAUAUCUUAAUCUAGUUGUAUUGAUUUUCUUUUAUUAGCUUAUGUCUCCUUUGGUCGACGUUUUUCAUUCUUGUUACAAAAUUGAGCAUACCAAUGAAACAUACCAAUAAACGCACAGGGCCUUUAAACCGUGACAACUUGUUUUUUUUUUUUUUUAUAUCAAAGUUCACACGGCUACUAGGUGGACAAUCAGACAUGGUUUGAUGCUACUCUGGUUUACAAAUUCAAUGGAUGUAACCGAAGAAGUUACAAUUCAUAGACCCAACAUUUCAACACUCCUGUCCAAAGCCUUCAUCAGGGGUGAUCUAAACGCUGCGACAAGAGGUCCUUUUAUAUGAUCACUAAUUAGCUGCUUUUUCUCCGAAGAGGUGUAAUAGGCGUUAGGAAGUAAGCCGCCAUCAUCACGAUUUAAGGAGUGUGGGUGGAGUUAAUAUGCAAAGUUUCCAAACAAAGGCCUGUGUGCUCCGAUAAAGCUGUCUGUUCUUUUUUGUAAAAGAACAUCACUUUUUGACGCUCUUUCAAACGUGUACAAACUGACGUUUGGUCUGUCCGAUGUAUUUGUUAUCACAGUCAUUACAAGGAAUAGAAUAAAUGGCGUCGGUUCGUCUGAACAGGUUUUUGAGCAACUUCAACGUUGUGGUUGUUAAAAAUUCUCUUGACGGAUUCCGUAACACCUGAAUGUAAGGAAUAACAGCAUUACCAGUCGCUGGUUCCCUUUCAUCAGGAGUGCUACUAGUUGUAAACGGUUUAUUGAAGUUACGGAGAAGGGUUUUUGGAUAGCCAUUUGCCUUUAGGACAUUAAAAAAAUAUUUCCUCUCCUCAGUCUUCGAAUCGAGUGACGAUGGUAGACAGUCAGCCCUCCUGAGUAAAGUUUUGGCUACAUAAUUUUUAUGGCAAAUAAGGUAGUGAGAAAAAAAGAGAAAAAAAAAAAGCUUGUAAGAUUAGUGACUGUACGUAAAAAAUGUUAUACAGCAACGAAGGCUUAUGUCCACGUUCUUAUGGCGUACUUAAAUUUCAUAAACCGGGAAUUCCUUUGAGACCCAUUGUCUCUUUUGUUAGUUCUCCGACUUACGCAAUUUCUGGUUAUCUUGCGAGAAUUUUGUUGCCUGUUGUUGGGAAUACUGAUUACACUGUCAAAAAUGUCUGCGAAUUUGCGGAUUUCAUAAGAGAUAAUACUCUUAACGCUUGUGAAGAAUUAGUAUCUUUCGACGUUGUUUCUCUCUUCACUAAAAUCCCAGUUGAUCUUGCCGUUAAGGUUGCGGAGGAGAGACUCAGAGAAGAUGCUUCCUUAGGACAAAGAACUUCUUUGCCUGUAGAGGAUAUUAUUCAUCUGCUGUCUUUUUGCCUCAAAACCCCGCAAUUUGCGUACAAGGGCAUCUACUAUCAUCCAUCCAUCCAAUUCACCCUUGAGCGUGAAAAGUAUAGACAUUUGCCCUCUCUUGUUUUUUAAAUGUGUCCGGAGGGUUUCAGGGUACUUUAGAGACAAAUGUCUACCGUAAACCUACCCACACCGACUGACAAAUACCUCGCUUUCGAUUCUCACCACCCUAUUAGCCAUAAAGUAGUCUUCGGUUACAUUCAUUAAAUCUGUAAACCAGAGUAGCAUCAAACCAUAUCUUAUUGUCCUUUUUUCUCGAUAUUCUCUUAGUAUUAAAAUUGUUUCCAUUAUUACAUCUUAGGAUCAGUUGUGCUUUGUGUCAUUUACAAAGAUCUCCAUGAAAUAUUCCUAACAGGCCAGACCGACUCUGUUCCUGUCGAUAAAAUCAGGUUUGCUAAAACUUAGUAUUGCAUAUAAUAUCUUUCAUCUCAAAUAAAUCUCUUUUGGUAUGCUGAUAACCUACAUACGGCGUAAGAGAAUUUUUCUGGACUUCAAUUUGAAUUUCUCGUUUGUUUCUGUUUCUUUCGUCUUCAUUUUGUUUUUCUACCUUUUUAUUAAUUUAUCUUUUUGUCUUUUGAUUGUUUUUCUUUUUUUCUGUUGUUGUUGCUGUUUUUUUUUCUUUUAACUAUUGCUUUGCUUGUUUAUCUAUUGGGUAUUAAAUAGUAAUAUCUUGUCUGCAACGAUAUGGCCGAGGAACAACACUUUCAGAAAGGAUGUUACGUUGAGAUUUAGAAACCUUGCGGUAAGUUACAAUUAAUCAAGAAGAGCUGCAUCUGAAUUCGUAACUCUGAAAUAGAGUUUGAACAGGGCUAGUAUUUCUGGAAAAUUUAGAUAAAAUUUUUCAAUUUAACCUUCCCUUAUGCAUCCCUCUGUUCCAUUUUGGUCUUGCUUUCUUUUUUUUAUAUUUUUUUUGUUUGUUUUUGUUUUGUUGUUGUUGUUGCUUGUCGUUGCAUAUACUACUGAUUUGGUUUUUUUUUCUCUUCUUUUUUCGUGUAUGUUUUUGUGACUUUUGUGGUUGCGUUUUCUUUUUUCUUUGGUUUUGAUCUGAUUUGUUUUUCCUUACUAUUUCUAUUUAUUUUUAUUAUUAUCAUUACUAUUAUCAUCAUUAAUAUUAUCAUCAUCUUAUUACGUCAAGGUCUUAUUUCUCUUUAGGGAGUUUCUUUAAAGAGAGGAAACAGACUAGAAAUCUUGCGAAUAAUUCUUUACAUCUAUCUAAAGUGAUGGGGUGGGGUAUGAAAAAUUCCGGCGAGAGCACUACCCCCUCCACAUUAGCCAGCGAGUCGCUGUACUACGUAACAAUAACGGUACUUUACGGAUUUAGGAUGCACCGAACAGAAGCUGCGUGUUUUGGAAUACUUUAAAAAACAGGUAAACCGAUUUGAAUGAGUUGAUGACAUCGUUCACUUCAAAUUAUCAAUUUGCUUAAGGACUCUGCUUUUGUGCUCUGGUACAUCACGUUGUGUGGUCACCUCUUACUCCUUCCUUUUCUCCUUCUCAGGCUUCCGCGUCCUCAGCGGUCUGUAAGGCUGGCAGUUGUUUUGUUUGUUUUGUUCAUUUAGAAUCUAAAGACUGCUUUUCUAACUGUUUUCUGCUGUCAUUCUAGUUGGUCAGGACAAGGGUGCCUCCUAACAUCGAGGAACGAAUCUUACACUGAGUGCAGCUGCAAUCAUUUGACUCACUUUGCAGUUCUUAUGCAGUUUGACAAGGGAACUAGCAGUAAAGUUUUACCUGAGGUAGGAAUAUUGCUAUGCAUACAUGCAUUGAUUUCAGAAGGCAAUAAGACUACAAAGCAUUGAUGUGGCACUUUUUCUUACAUCUGCAUUAAUCCAGGUAUAUGGUGUGUAGCCCUCUUCCGUUACCAAUAUUGAAUCACUGUUUUUGAUUUCAUUUUUUAAGACUGACGAAAAAGCGCUGAAAAUUCUCACGUAUGUGGGCUCGUCUUUUUCUCUGGUUGGAAUCACUUUAACAAUCAUCAGUUAUGCUGUUCUUACGUAAGUACAUGACAUAGUUACACGCAAGCAUUCCAAAGCAAGCCGAGAAUAUAGAAUCAACAAGAAAUGAUAUCAGUUUAAAUGCAUAGCUAAGAUUCCUUUAAGCAGCCAAGUCGAAUCAUAAAAAUAUAACCAGGCUUUGUAUAAAAUGAGGAUAGAACUGACUUAGAAUAAAAUCAGUCAUUUACUUUUGAUUAGAGACAUGAGGGGACCCUUAUCUCAGAUUCGAGUGAGUCUAGUCGCUUCACUUGGAGCAGGUCAAAUGAUCUUCCUAACCGGAAGUGGUGCUGUUGAGAACAAGGUGAGAUGUUAUAUCAAACGAGAAGAGAGGAAUCUCUUUCAGUAAAUCUUUAUGACUUUCAAUCAACUCUUAACUCAACUUUUUAAUUCCUGUGCAGUCUGCCUGUGUUACAGUAGCAGCUUUUGUGCAAUAUUUCCUAAUGGCCGCUUUCUGCUGGAUGUUGAUCGAGGGAGUUUAUCUCUACCUGUUUGUUGUAAAAGUUUACAAUAUCAGCGACAAGAUGAAGGUUUCUCAUGGAUUUUCCUGGGGUAACUAUGAAAUAAAAAACCCAUUCUCUCUUUAAUGAUCUUUUGAAAAGUAAAAGAUGAACAUUGCCAUCAGCUAGACAUUACUAUCAUCAUUUGACUCUGUUAUCACUUCGAAUUUCGAAUCCAUCAUUUGACUCUGUUAUCACUUCGAAUUUCGAAUCCACAGGUCUACCCGCUCUCGUCGUUUCCACAUCGCUGAGCAUUGCAGCAGGAACCGGGCCAGGGAUUAAAAGCUAUGUCAGUGAGAAAUUGUAAGAAAUAAAUGAUUUUUUUUGUCAAGCGAUUUCUCUAUCACGAAUCCUCGUUGUCUCUCUCUCUCUUUUUUUUGUCCUUCUGUUGUUUGCUUGUUUGCAUUGUUUUGUUUUUUGUCUUGUUUAAUUAAUUGUUUGGUUUGUUGCUGUUGUUGUUAUUGUUUUGUUAUUUAUUUGUUGUUUUUAGUUGUUAUCAAACCCGGCCUGGAGGGUACUGCGUACAUGCAUGCGCAAAAAAAAAAUUAAUUGAUCCUUUAUCAAAGUUUCGCGUAAUUAAUUUUUAUUCAGCUGCUGGAUGUCAUCCACUAACGGCAUGAUCUGGAUAUUUGUUGUAUUCGUUGUGCUGAUUGAGUUGGUAUGUUGAAUUCUUAAAGUUUUUCCUUUUUAUCCUUCACACUUUGCCUUCAGUUAUCAUUGUUUUGUGAGCAUUUUUCUCGCCGCCUUUUUUAACCUCUUUGACUCUGUUCAAUAGUUUUCAACGAAACAUGAAGUAUAUAUAAUUUUUCUUGAGGUGACCCUUAUGUUGGAAGAUGCCGUCAGCGGUUACCGUGCAAGAUUUUUAGGUUGAAUAUCCUGAUUCGAGUCUCUACCGGGUUGUUGUGUUGUGUUGUUGGGCAAAACAUUUUGCGUUCACAAUGCUUUUCGCCCUCUCCUCCCAGCUGUAUAAAUGGUGAAAGAAACCUAAGAAAUGUCUUGCGGAAUGGUGGGGAGAGGGAAAGGUUAGGGGGAAACUUUUGACCACCAUCCACUAAGACCGCUAGGACCACUUAGCUCAAGUGUGAACUCCUGUUUUCCUUUGCAUAGUUAUCCAUGGUGUUAUCACUUUUUUUUCAGUUAAACACAUUGAUACUGGUGCGAGUUAUCAAGGAGAUGAUGAUCAUGCAGCAUGCAAAAGACAAAAACAGAGAACAAAUAAGGUAAGUAUUUCAGCGGCGCCAGUGGUAGAUUUAUAUAAGCCAUUAGCCUCAUACUUUGUCGUCUUAUACGAAUAAUGCCAACUCACAACAAUGGUAAGAACAAGUCUGUAAGAAUGAAACAUCUUAGGAAAUGAAAACGUUCAACCCUUCUUCAAAUUUUACAUGCAGUUAGGCCCUCAGGGGGGAUGCACAAAAAUGCCCUUUUUGAAGGUCGCAGCACCCUUUUUGCCAUAGUAACAACGGUAGCUUGUUCGAGGCCUGGGGCCUCAUUUUCAUACAAAAACGUCGCAAAAAAAGAGUGAAAUGUUUAUUUUUCUAUCUCAAGUUAAGUACAACAUUACAAGUUGGCACUUCUAUUAUUGAAAGUGACAUGUGGGUAAAGCAGGGAAAACGUUUAUAUAAAUUUCUCCAAAGGUACACUUAUUAUGGAACUGAAACUAGCCAACUAGCUGGUUAUAAUAUUGUAGUUUUAAAUAUGGAAAAAUAUUUCUGCGGGCCUGCCUCUACUUUCCAUAGGGGCAAUCAAAAAUCAGAUAUUUUAUAAUUUGGCGAGGAUGUUACUAUGUAUGGUAGAAGUGCCAACUUGUAAUGUUUUAUUUAGUUUGAGAUAGAAAAAUAAUCAUUUCACUCUUUUUGCGACGUUUUUGUAUGACAAUGAGGCUUCAGGCCUCGAACAAGCAGUCGUUGUUGCCAUGGCAACAAGAGUGCUGCGACCUUCUCCUCUGAGCGCCUAACCGCAUGCAAAAUUUGAAGGGGGUUGAAAAUUUUCAUUUCCCAAGAUGUUUGAUUCUUUCAGAGACUUGUUCGUAAAAGGAAAUUCUCUUGAUUUUCUUUUUUCGUGAUUUUAUAGGCUUGGUGUCAGGGCAUGCGUGGUGAUGAUUCCUUUGCUUGGGAUCACGUGGCUAUUUGGUCUUCUGUCGCCCCUGCAUAAAGCGUUUGCAUACAUUUUCACAAUUUUCAACUCCACUCAGGUAAACUGAAUACAGCUUUUAGUGAAUAGAAUCCGUGCUCAUACGGUACCAAAGUAAAAGGGCGGUUGGUGGAUUUAACUCUGAUUGAGAUAUUUCUGUUUCAAGUAUGCAUCUUGACAAAGAUUAAAGUCAGUGCUCAGAGUGCACCUCAUCUCAGGGCACAGGUUCACCUAACCCAUGUCUAUUAAGAACUCGUCUCUCCUGACACAAAAAAAACUCUCACAUUAUUUCAUUAAUUUAUACUUGAAAAAACACACGUUACGCGGCUGAUGAACUUUUAACAGUAACAGCAUUCUUUAGAAAACAGUGUUUAACCCUUUAACUUCCAAAAUAUUAUUAUUAAUUCUCCUCACUGUCUGCUAUACAAUUCUUCUGAUUUUACUUCUGAGAAUUUGGUAUUGGAUCAGCUAAUAAUCCCCUAAUUGAUACUUUUCUUGGUUCUCAUCAGUUGUCUUCUUGAUUUUGUAUUGAUAUUGUAAGGAGAAUUUCUCUCUUGGUCACUCAUGGGAAUUGUAGGAUUGAAAAAGAAAAAAAAAGGGAGAAACAGAUCAUGAUUCUAAGAUUUGUCUUUUAAAACAACGACCCUCUUUACAAUUAUAUGAAAAAGUGAAACUCAGUUUUCCAGAGUAAAAAACAAACCUCAAUAAAACAAAACAUAUAUCAAUUUUUUAUCAGUAAUCACAAUUUUGCUUAUUGAAACUAAGUCGAUUAAGGACAUGACAAGAGAACACCAACGGCCUCACAAUCGAAUACCUGAGAUCUUGAUCUAAUUAUAUUCCUCUCAAUAUUCCUGAAGCGCGUGAAAAGUGCCCCGUGAAGGCAUGAAGAGACAAAGUAGAGAACUUAUGCUUAAUAGCAGGAAAGGUUUGGACAUUUUUGCUACCCAGCAAAAUUUAAUCUUGAAAGGGUUGAAGUUGGAGGGCUUGGAUGAAAGUGCUUUGAAUCUACUAAAGGCGUUAACGUGAUUUUCUGCAUUGUGAUUUAACAGGGCUUCUUGAUAUUUCUCCUUCAUUGCGUGAGAAACUCAGAGGUAUGCUAUUAAAUUUUAUUAAGAAGUUUCUUUGUAAUUUAGAACUUUGCUCAGAUUUUUAACCCGAAAGCUUCCACUUUGAAAUAAGAAAUUCAAUUCAGUUCGAUGGUUGUAUUUAUUCGAAGCACGUUUUGUUGUUCAAUUCUUGAGAUCGUUUUGAUAUCAACUUAUUCAUACAGAUUAGAUCUCGCUUCAAGAGAAGGAUCAUUCGUGUCACCCCAACUGCAAUUGAAGUAACAAGCAUAAAGCGAGCUUCUCAAGUACAUGAAACCUCCAUGGUGAUAUUGCCAAGGAAAAUUAAUGUCCAGCCUCGCAAUAACCAUGAAAGUGGCACUGAAAUCUUUGAGAUCUGA